Messenger RNA from Doryrhamphus excisus (bluestripe pipefish), 1781 nucleotides. It is a transcript of the gene tmem45b, whose product is annotated as transmembrane protein 45B. The record is from RefSeq and is a predicted model, not a curated record. Lineage: Eukaryota; Metazoa; Chordata; Actinopteri; Syngnathiformes; Syngnathidae.
UGUUGGGUGGGGCCAAUACGUCAUGCGUGCACACACAUACCACAUUCAUACCGUGUGACAGAUGGCAAGGUCCGGACACCUGCAAGAAAUCUAGAACUUUCUUUCGGAAUCGGUGGCAGAAGUUAAGGGAGAAUAUUGUUGGCCAAACUAUGGCUAACUUUGGAGGACACGCCAUCCCCGGCUCUUUCUUCUUGCUCUUUGGAUUUUGGCUGACGGUGAAACACACUCUCCGGCACUACUGGAGGACAACUCAUCCCAAAAGCAGAGCUGCUUUGCCUCCUUUCUUUAAACGGAUGGACUACAUUGAAGGAAGCGUCCAAAUCUUUGCCUCAUUCGUUGGCAUCAUGGUGGAGCAAUUUGUGGUGGAUGGACCGCAUGCUCAUCUUUACAACACGCAGAACGAUUCAUGGGUUAAGCUGAUGAACUGGCAGCACAGCACCAUGUAUCUCUUUUUUGGCAUUUGUGGAAUAGCGUUGGUUGUGAGCACUAAGUCCAAACUGGUGCCUGUUGGUGUGGACCGCUUUUCCCUCUCUUUGGCUCUUUUUGUAGAAGGCUUUCUGUUCUACUACCAUGUGCACAGUCGCCCCCAACUGGACGCUCACAUCCACUCCCUGCUCCUGGUGGCGGUGUUCAGUGGGUCAGCCAGCACCAUGAUGGAGGUGUUCAUGAGAGACCACAUUAUUCUGGAGCUGCUGAGAGCCCUCUUGUUCAUCCUGCAGGGUUCAUGGUUCUACCAGAUUGGUUUUGUACUCUACCCACCCAGUGGACCAAAGUGGGAUUUGACUUCGCAUAACAACGUCAUGUUUGUCACAAUGUGCUUCUGCUGGCAUUUGGCUGUGGCCAUGUUGGUCGUCACCUGCACCUCUGCUGCCGUUUGGAUCACCAUGAGGAGAUUCUCCAAAGGACGACAAGACAUUGAGAUAGUGCUGCGAAAUACGUCACACAACAGAAGUUCAGAGAAAGCUUUACUUGAAGAGUCAGAGGAGGAAUAAUGACUGAAAAUGUAGUUUUGUCAUGUUCAAAAUUAUUAUUAUCACAGUAUAACUAAAAAUCUGACUGAUAUGAGAAACCUUGAGUUGAAAUCUCAUCUUAAUAUGGUCCAAAAUGCAUACAUGCAAACACCUAAGACGUAAGGAAUAGACAUACAUCUUAUACAGAGUGAAGGUGUGAGCUUUAAGCAGCGAUAUUGUUUAUAAUUCAACAUUCUGCUGUAAUAAGUAAAUUAAAUGUACUUUCAUUGAAGGUAAUGUCUGACACUGAUAACGAAUAACUACAUACAGAAAUGUUACAGGAACACAAAUAACUACUAACUAAUAGUUAACUGAAGAUGGCUUGCUGAAAUCAUUGAGGUGGUGCAGGUGGAAGAUCAGGCGGACAUUUUAGUGAUGGAGCCGUUGUGACGACGACUGUGGAGACAGAUUUAGGGGAAGCCGUUGCCAUGUGUUGCUGAAGCUGUUGGGCCUGAACUGUCUGGAUGCGAACCUGAAUGGGAGAGAGUUGUGAAGGCAAGGUGUCCGCAAAAUCACAUGACUGAUUAUUCAUGAUAUUCAUGCAGUGGGUUUGCAUUGAAGCCAACCUGCGUGGCCUGUCCUUGCUGCUGUAGCUGCUGGAACUGCUGUGCCGUGACAAAGCUAACUGGUUUGUUCCCAGCGAUCAGCUUGGCGCCUGCAGGCAUGGUGGUCAGUAUGAUGUUCCUCCCCAAGCUGCUGAUACUGCAUGGAUAACACAAGAAGAUGUAAGUGUGCACCACUAACAGGAAAAAAUGGUCCCAAUAUGUUAAA